CGGUUUGCCACCUUUUUUUGGUAGUAUGUGCGUGCGGCGGCUGAACAAAAAAGAGGAGUAGAAAAUGUAGGGUUGCGCAGAGUUGCAUUCGGCGCACAGCAAAUACUGGGAUCAGUUUUGAGCGCAUGCGUCAACCGGCUCGUGCCGCUUGCCAGCCUUAAAUUAGCUCGCUGCGGCGUCAGUUGAAUUUUGGAUGCAAACGCACGAGGUUGUCGGUUCAGCGUGCUCUGCUCUUCGGUCUCUACGAACCAUGCAGCAGGAUAAUUAAGCGUGACGCGUGUGCGUAACAUAAAAAAAAACAUUAAGCGGCUGUUGGCCCGCCACUGUGCGUCGUCAAAUGAAACUUAAGCUGUGUUAAAAGGCAAACUCACAAAAAUAAAAAAUAAAAUUGAAUAUAAAAAAAGAAAAGAAAAUACAAAAAUAAAAUAAAAGGCGAACGGAAACCCAAAAAUUCCUGCAACACAAAUCAUAAAACGCAGGGGCCGUCCGUACACCGGUUUUUGUUUGUUUGUUGGUUUCUUUUUUUUUCCAUUAUUUUUUGCGCGCAACUCAAAGAACCCAGAAACACCGAACAGCAAGAGGAGAACGCGCAAAUCAAAGAAAUUCUCUAACUCACGCCAUGAUCAAGUCAGAGAUAAAGAUGAGCCGGCUGCUGCUGUUGAGCUCCGCUCUCAUCCUCUGCUCGUGCAGCUGUGUGCGCGGCGCGCCAGCAACAGAAACGGAUGUCGGCAUUACCCAGGGCCCGAGUGGACGCAUAACUGUUAAGGAGCAGACCCCCAUCCAAAUGCCCUGCGUCUAUCAGUUGCCCGAAUCGUACAGGCAGGGCAACAGCGUCACAUUACGCUGGCGCAAGGAUGGCAAGCCGUUGCGUCAGGUGGAGCUGGGCCUGGGCAGCAGCACCACCAGUGAGCCGCAGCUGGAGACAUUGCUGCGGGAAGAUGCCCGUCUCACGCUCAACAAGGAGACCGGCUCGCUGCACUUUGCGAGCGUUUUGGCCAGCGAUGCGGGCGUCUAUCAAUGUCAAUUGCUUGUUGAGGGCCAGUCGGCGGUCACCUCGGGCAGCGGCACUCUGGAGGUGAUUGAGCUGCUGAAGUUCAUGCCGCAGCCGACGUCAAAGAAUCUGGAGUUGGGCAGCACCAGCAAGGUACACUGUAAGGCGCAGGGCCGACCCGCGCCCCAAGUCAAAUGGAUGCGGGAAACCCAAUUGCCCUUGCCGGCCAAUGUGACGGAUCAGAAUGGCACGUUGAUCUUUCGCGGCGUCUCCAAUGAGCAGCGUGGCCAAUACACUUGCUUCGCCUCGAACAGUCAGGGCCAGAUAAAUGCCACCGUCUCCAUCAACGUGGUGGUGGCGCCCAAGUUCACCGUGCCGCCUGCGGGCUCGAUUGAGGUGAGCGAGGGCGAUGUUGCUGUCAUGCACUGCCAGGCGACGGGUGAACCGAGGCCAACGAUACAGUGGGACAAGGACUUGGCAUACCUCAACGAGAACAACACGGAUCCGCUGCGCUUUCGCCUGCUCGACAAUGGCACUCUGGAGAUACACGAUGUGCAGCCGGAGGACGAGGGCCGGUAUGGCUGCACGAUUGGCAGCAGUGCGGGCUUCAAGCGCGAGGAUGCACUGCUGGUGGUCAGGAGCAGUAAGUCGGCAUCCAAUUCCAUUGUGACCCGCAUCAUAAUUGUGAUAAUUUGCCUGGCGUUCCUCUACUUCGUGCUGGUGCUGGGCCUGAAGCUUUGGUAUCGCUAUCGCCGUCACAUGGGCAAGGUGCAGCUGGAUGAUGGCGCCCAUGUGGCGGCCGAUGGCGAGGGCCAUGAGCAUGCCGAGCACGAGCCCUGCCUGACCGAUGCGAACUCCAGCAAGAACCUAAAGAGCAAACUGCGCGAGAGCACCAUACUCGAGCAGGAGUCGCAGGUGGCCGACGAUAUAGUCUAGGAUAGAUUGGCUCUCUCUCUCUCUCUCCA
Drosophila navojoa is the source of this 1956-nucleotide messenger RNA. It is a transcript of the gene otk2, whose product is annotated as off-track2. Gene Ontology annotation, cellular component: axon; plasma membrane. Gene Ontology annotation, biological process: axon guidance; regulation of canonical Wnt signaling pathway; homophilic cell-cell adhesion. Gene Ontology annotation, molecular function: cell-cell adhesion mediator activity. The record is from RefSeq and is a predicted model, not a curated record. Lineage: Eukaryota; Metazoa; Arthropoda; Insecta; Diptera; Drosophilidae.